Pleuronectes platessa (European plaice) is the source of this 2052-nucleotide messenger RNA. It is a transcript of the gene crmp1, whose product is annotated as collapsin response mediator protein 1. Gene Ontology annotation, molecular function: hydrolase activity, acting on carbon-nitrogen (but not peptide) bonds, in cyclic amides. The coding region runs from base 1 to 2052 and encodes 683 amino acids. The transcript has 14 exons. Gene Ontology annotation, cellular component: cytoplasm; cytosol. The record is from RefSeq and is a predicted model, not a curated record. Lineage: Eukaryota; Metazoa; Chordata; Actinopteri; Pleuronectiformes; Pleuronectidae.
AUGUCUGACUGCAGGAGAGAGUGGAACCGGGAGGAUGAGCUGCCGGUCUACCUGGCGGGGCCGACCCCCACCGGGCAGCACCAUCGGAAAUCCUACGGCAUGUUCAGCUCCGUGGAGGGGGCGUUCGAGAGCAAGACCAUCGACUUCGACAACUAUGCGGUGGGGAGGAGAGGGAGCCGCACCCCGAGGAGCGGCAGCCGGGAGAGGCUCUUGGACACCGGUGAUGAAGCCAACGGGAAGACGCCCGGCAGCAACCAGGCCCAGGAGGGGUCCGUUGGCAACUCGCCCGGGGAGCGCGACGAGUCACACGCCGGUGUCGAGGUCAGACACCCAUCGGGGAAGGAAACCCCUGAUGGAAAGAGUGAGCAGCUGCUGAUCAAAGGAGGGCGGGUUGUCAACGAUGACCAGUCUUUCUAUGCGGACGUCUACAUUGAGGACGGGGUCAUCAAGCAGGUGGGGGAGAAUCUGGUGGUCCCGGGGGGAGUCGAGGUGAUCGAGGCAAACGGCCGCAUGGUGAUACCUGGGGGAAUAGAUGUCAACACCUGUCUGAUGAAGCCCUUUCUGGGCACCCAGCCUGUCGAUGGUUUCCUCCAAGGCACCAAGGCUGCACUUGCUGGAGGCACUACCAUGAUCAUUGACCAUGUGACCCCCCAGCCCGGGGACAGCCUGCUGGAGGCGUUUGAGCACUGGCAGGAGGCUGCGGAUAAGAAGGCCUGCUGUGACUACUCCCUGCACGUAGACAUCCCCCAGUGGAAUGAGACUGUCACUGAUGAGUUGGAGCUGCUGGUGCAAGAGAAAGGUGUCAGCUCGUUCCAGUUGUACAUGGCUUAUAAGGAUCUGUACCAGAUGUCAGAUUCACAGCUCUACGAGGCAUUCUCCUUCCUGAAGCAGCUCGGUGCUGUGGUGUUAGUUCAUGCGGAGAACGGAGACCUGAUUGCUCAGGAACAGAGAAAAAUCCUCGGGAUGGGAAUCACUGGACCGGAAGGCCAUCCCCUGAGUCGUCCUGAAGAGCUGGAGGCCGAGGCAGUGUUCCGUGCCAUCACUCUUGGUAACCGCGUGAACUGUCCUGUCUACAUCACAAAGGUGAUGAGCAAGAGUGCAGCUGACACCAUCGCCCAGGCCCGGAGGAAAGGUUCUGUAGUUUUUGGCGAGCCGAUCACAGCCAGCUUGGCCACUGACGGUUCUCACUACUGGAGCAGGAAUUGGGCCAAAGCGGCAGCUUAUGUGACGUCUCCUCCUCUGAGCACUGAUCCCACAACUCCAGACCAUCUCCAAACACUGCUGGCUUGUGGGGACCUCCAGGUGGUGGGCAGUGCUCACUGCGCCUACAGCACGUCUCAGAAAGCCAUUGGUAAAGAUGACUUCACCCUCAUCCCUGAGGGAACCAAUGGCGUGGAGGAGAGAAUGGUUGUCGUCUGGGACAAGGGCGUGGCCAUGGGGAAGAUGGACGAGAACCAGUUUGUGGCCGUCACGUCCACCAACGCGGCUAAAAUCUUCAACCUGUACCCACGUAAGGGCCGGAUAGCGGUGGGCUCCGACGCCGACAUCGUCAUCUGGGACCCUGACAGCACCAAAACCAUCUCAGCCAGAGUCCAGCAGUCGGCUUCAGAGUACAAUAUCUUUGAGGGCCUGGAGUGUCGCGGAGGUCCAGCGCUGGUGCUGAGUCAUGGUCGGGUGGUUUGUGAGGAUGGGAAGCUGCAGGCUCAGCAGGGCACCGGCCGUUUUAUCCCCUGCAAGCCCUUCUCGGACCUGGCUUACCAGCGCGUCAAGUUCAGGGACCAGGUGAAGGCGAAGCAGGGUGUUACUCGGGCUGUUACUCGUGGGAUGUACGAUGGUCCUGUGUCUGAUGUCGUUCCUACACCCAAAUAUAUCACUCCUUCUCCGUCAGCAAAAACAUCACCCACCUCGACCCAUCCACCACCAAUACGCAAUCUGCACCAGUCCAACUUCAGCCUAUCAGGGGCUCAGCUUGAUGACAACAUCCCACGUCGCUCCGGCCACCGUAUUGUGGUGCCCCCCGGUGGCCGCUCCAACAUCACCAACCUCUGUUGA